Molecule: messenger RNA, 2106 nt
Organism: Limanda limanda (common dab)
Lineage: Eukaryota; Metazoa; Chordata; Actinopteri; Pleuronectiformes; Pleuronectidae
Product: probable carboxypeptidase X1
Exons: 15
Coding region: 1-2106 (701 amino acids)
Biological process (GO): proteolysis
Molecular function (GO): zinc ion binding; metallocarboxypeptidase activity
Source: RefSeq, a predicted model, not a curated record
AUGUGGUUCCUGUGUAGAAACACUGUGAGUACUGCAAACAACACUGAACACCCCCCCACUGGAUUCACGACAGACAAACCUCAGACGAGCAGCAAACAUGUGACUGAAGCAACAGCCGAGAGAAAAGCUCCCAGACCAGAAGCUGAGGAAGAGGAUGAAGGACCGAUGGAGUUUGAGUGUCCUCCGCUGGGCCUGGAGUCCCUGAAGGUCAGAGACACUCAGCUGAGGGCGUCCUCCUUCAAACGCCGAGGCCUGGGCCCUCACCGCGGCCGCCUCAACAUCCAGUCGGGGGUGGAGGACGGAGACAUCUACGAUGGAGGCUGGUGCGCUCAGUACAGAGACCAGAACCAGUGGCUGGAGGUCGACGCUCGGAGGCCGACCCGCUUCACCGGCGUCAUCCUGCAGGGCCGCAGCUCCAUCUGGAGCUGGAACGUGGUGCACACCUACAAGGUCCAGUUCAGCAACGACUCUCUGGUCUGGAAACCGAGUAUGAACGGGACCGAAGAAGCUGUCUUCGAGGGGAACCAGGACUUGGAGACCCCCGUCCUCGCCCUGUUCAACACGUCCACUGUGGCCCGGUACAUCCGGAUCAACCCUCAGAGCUGGUACGAGAACGGGACGCAGGGCGACGUCUGCCUGCGAGCCGAGGUGCUGGGCUGCACGCUCCCAGAUCCAAAUAAUAUCUACGCCUGGCAGACGGAGCCGAGUGAGUCCAGAGACAAACUGGACUUCAGACACCACAACUACAAAGAGAUGAGGAAGCUGAUGAAGUCCGUGCACGAGUCGUGUCCGGACAUCACUCGAAUCUACAGCAUCGGAAAGAGCCACGGCGGCCUGAAGCUCUACGCCAUGGAGAUCUCCGACAAUCCUGGAAAACACGAACUGGGUGAACCCGAGUUCCGAUACGUUGCAGGGAUGCACGGGAACGAGGUUCUGGGCCGAGAGCUUCUUCUCAAUCUGAUGCAGCACAUGUGUGAAGAAUACAAACGUGGCGACCAGCGCAUCGUCCGCCUGGUCAAGGAGACUCGCAUCCACCUGCUGCCCUCCAUGAACCCUGAUGGCCACGAGACGGCUUUUAGAAAGGGCUCGGAGCUGGCCGGCUGGGCCACGGGACGCUACAGCUACGAAGGAAUAGACAUGAACAGUAAUUUUGCAGAUCUGAACUCAGAGAUGUGGAACGCCAUCGAGCUGGAGACGGACCGGUCCAAACUCAUCAACCACUACUUCCCCAUCCCCGAGGCGUACACCUCCGAGAAGGCCUUCGUGGCGUUCGAAACCAGAGCCGUGAUCGACUGGAUGCAGAACAUCCCGUUUGUCCUCAGUGCCAACCUCCACGGGGGGGAGCUGGUGGUCACCUACCCGUACGACAUGACCCGGGACUGGGCCCCCCGGGAGCACACCCCCACCCCCGAUGAGAGCUUCUUCCGCUGGUUGGCCACAGUGUACGCCAGCACCAACCAGGUGAUGUCCAACCCGGACCGCAGGCCGUGUCACAACAAGGACUUCAUCAGAUACAACAACAUCAUCAAUGGAGCCGACUGGCACAACGUACCAGCAAGUAUGAACGACUUCAGUUACCUCCACACCAACUGCUUCGAGGUGACGGUGGAGUUGUCCUGUGAUAAGUUCCCUCACGCCAGCGAGCUUCCCAUCGAGUGGGAGAACAACCGAGAGUCGCUGCUGGUUUACAUGGAGCAGGUUCACCGGGGAAUUAAAGGUGUCAUUCGGGACAAAGACACAGAGGCUGGAAUAGCAGACGCCGUCAUAAAGGUUGAUGACAUCGAUCAUCAUAUUAGAUCAGUUACCGAUGGUGACUACUGGCGGCUGCUGAAUCCCGGUGAGUACAAGGUGACGGCGAGUGCAGAGGGAUACCUCCGCUCCUCCAGGACCUGCCGGGUCAUGUACGACCACUUCCCGACCAUCUGCGACUUCCGCCUCACCAAGAUCCCCGAGCAGAGGCUGAAGCUGAUCGUAGGGAGGGGGGGGAAGCUCUCCACGGACCUGCAGCUCAAGCUCCGUCAGCUGCGUCUGCGUAAACUCCGGGUCACCACCAAGGCCAAGAACCAGCGGCGGGCGGCUGCAGCCAAACGGGCCAAGAGGGUGUGA